CUCUCUCUCUCUCAUAAGUCCUCAGGACCUCAACACACGAAAGCUGACAUUCUUAAACAUUCUUUAUUUUCUCUCACUAUUUUCUUCUUCAAAUCGUGACGAAGCUUGUCUGCUACUGUAGUGGAGGACGGAUAUACCCUUGGCCAUCAUGGAAAUCUCUAGCUUAUCCUAGAGUUCGUUCCGAUUCUCCCCUACCGUCUAUGAUUCUUGUGUCGCUGACCGGCUUCUGUUCAUCAUUUCUCUUUCUCUUCAUCUCCAAGACUCCAAGUCUUCUGCUGUCCUGUUUUCGUCUUCUAUAUUUUUUGGUUGUGACUUGCGAUGUGAUUCUGGUUUUAGUGAUGAGAGGGAGGUAGUUUGCUCUCAACGAAGACAGAAAGAGAGAAAAUAGUUCAGAAAAGAUAUGGAGUUGUUUGAAGGUGUUGGAGAGAGCUCGUCACCGCCGAGGAAUUUCGGGGGUUUCGGUGGUUAUGAUAUAAGGAACGAUGUUUAUAACCGGUUGGUUGAGAACGGAAAUGAGGAAGCUGCGUGUAAUCCGGAGUUUCGUGAGCAGUUGGAUGCUCACUUCAAUCGCUUGCCUUCUAGAUAUAUACUAGACGUCGACAUGGAUAGAGUGGAAGAUGUGUUGUUGCAUCAAAAGCUUCUUGCUCUAGCAAAGGAUCCAGAAAAGCGGCCAGUGUUCCACGUUCGAUACAUGGAGACUAUACAAACCAGCAGGGAUGGAAAUGAUGAUCUACAACAGUGUUCAAGGUGUCAUACUGAAGGAGUUGAACAUGAAGGAGUUGUGUCAUCACAGAAGAGAAAUGGGGAUUGUGAGGUUGAUUUUGAACCUUGCUCAAAGCUUGGGGACUUGAAUUUGGAUGUUAGAAAGAAUGCUGAGGACAUGGAGAGAAGGUAUUUUACAGAAGCUUUUUGUGGAAAGCAGGAAGUUUUCCAAGUUCCAGUGUACAAAGUUGUAUUUUCUACUAUUGACAAGCCCAAACUUCUCAGCCAGCUCUCUGCUUUGCUCUCUGACAUAGGACUGAACAUCCGUGAAGCACAUGUCUUUUCGACAACCGAUGGCUACUCAUUGGAUGUGUUUGUAGUAGAUGGAUGGCCUGUUGAGGACACAGAUGGUUUGCACGAGGCGGUGGAGAAAGCAAUCGCAAGAAGUGAGGGAUCACUAUCUGGUUCUUCCCCUUCACAUUCAGUCAUAGAGAAGGCACUAGUAACCCAACCUGAAUCUGAUGAUUGGGAAAUUGAUAGAAGAUUGUUGAAGAUAGGAGAAAAAAUUGCAUCUGGGUCUUGUGGAGAUUUGUACCGUGGUGUUUACUUAAGUCAAGAUGUUGCUGUUAAAAUUCUUAGGUCGGAGCAUCUUAAUGAAUCUUUGGAGAUAGAAUUUGCGCAAGAAGUAACAAUUCUAAGGGAGGUUCAACACAGGAAUGUUGUUCGUUUUAUUGGUGCAUGCACAAAACUGCCACAUCUGUGCAUAGUAACAGAAUAUAUGCCUGGAGGGAGUCUAUAUGAUUUUUUGCAUAAGGAUCAUAAUGUCUUGGAACUUCCCUUGUUACUGAGGUUUGCAAUCGAUGUUUGCAAAGGAAUGGAAUAUUUGCAUCAAAACAACAUAAUUCAUCGGGAUCUGAAGACAGCCAAUCUACUUAUGGACGUGAACAAGGUUGUAAAGGUGGCAGAUUUUGGUGUAGCUCGGUUCCAAAACCAAGAGGGAGUAAUGACAGCAGAGACCGGAACAUACAGAUGGAUGGCUCCUGAGGUUAUAAAUCAUCAACCGUAUGAUCAGAAGGCUGAUGUGUUCAGUUUUGCUAUAGUACUAUGGGAACUCAGAACGGGCAAGGUCCCAUAUGAUACCAUGACACCUCUUCAGGCUGCCCUAGGAGUGAGACAGGGGCUCCGACCAGAACUUCCUGAUAAAACACACCCUAGACUGGUGGAGUUGAUGAAGAGAUGUUGGGAGGCAGUCCCUAGUAAUCGACCUUCCUUCUCAGAGAUUACAGUUGAACUCGAAGAACUGCUCCAAGAGGUUCAGCAGGCAACUUCAGACAGUAAGUGAACAUGUGGGUUUGUAACUCUUCAAGCGGCAUCUCCAGGGUUUUCAAGUGAGGAACAUUUUUCAUUAUUCAUUCUAUUUUUUUCCUUACAUAUUUUGUUUUGCACGAUCUUCAAAGGGUCAUCAGAAUGUUAUAGAGAAGGUUAGUGGGUGGUGGGGAAUCCAUGAAGGCUUGUAAGAUGAUUGUAUCCGAUUAUAGUGUUAAAUAGCAAUGUCUUGUUCAAGUCUGUAA
Telopea speciosissima is the source of this 2273-nucleotide messenger RNA. RefSeq names its product serine/threonine-protein kinase STY46-like. The record is from RefSeq and is a predicted model, not a curated record. The coding region runs from base 401 to 2044 and encodes 547 amino acids. The transcript is spliced from 16 exons. NCBI's taxonomy places the organism in Eukaryota, Viridiplantae, Streptophyta, Magnoliopsida, Proteales, Proteaceae. Gene Ontology annotation, biological process: protein phosphorylation. Gene Ontology annotation, molecular function: protein kinase activity; ATP binding.